AUGCAGGCUUGUCUGUCUGCAAGAUCAUCAUCGAUGUCGAUGUCGAUGUUCUCAAUCUUUACAAGACGACUGAAAGGAUCACCACAUUCAUUCACAUCUCUUGGCUGGUCAUCAUCAUCAUCAUCCAUAACUCCAUUCAAUAGUCAACGAACAUUCACAACUGAUUCAUCGUCAUCAUCAUCAUCAACUGCAGCAGCCACUGCUAUUGCAUCACAGAUCGACACACCUACGAAGCCAAAGGUGUUGGUCAUAUCAGGUCCAACUGGUAUUGGAAAGUCAGAGAUAGGCAUUAGAAUGGCACAGUUGUUGGGAGGUGAGAUUGUGUCGGCAGACUCGGUACAGGUAUAUAGACGUUUGAACAUUGGAAGUAAUAAGGGCGCGAUGGAUCGUGUACCACAUCACUUGUUCGACAUACUGGACUUUAACGACACGUUCAAUGUAAAGAGCUAUCUAGAGUUGGCUAUCAAUGCCAUCGAUGACAUUAUUGCACGUGGUCGCAUACCCAUCCUGGUCGGUGGUUGCGGCUUCUACAUACACUCGGUGCUCAACGGCAUCAACAAGACACCACUCGAGGGCAACAUUGAAAGAGGUACACUCGAGUCAAUUGAAGCGCGUCUAAGAGCAGAGAACAAUUGGUUCAGAGUUGCAUCAAUUCUCAAGGAGAUCGAUCCAGAGUCAGCUCAAACAAUCAGUCGCAAUGACUAUAGACGCAUGGCAAAGAGCUUCUACGUCUAUGCUCAGACCGGCACCAAGUACUCAGAGUACAAGAAAAUACAUGACAAAUCAUAUGACAGCAACAAGUACGACUUUAGAGCAUUCCACAUUACAGCUAGACGCGAUGCAGUGAUGCACAUGCUCAACUAUCGUUGCGAACUGAUGAUUCAGAAUGGAUUCAUCAAAGAGGUGGUCGAGCUGCUUCUUGAUGGUCUCUCACCUCAAUCACAAGUGUCCAACUCAAUAGGAUAUAGUCAAUGUAUCAAUAUACUUUUGACUCCAAUGGAAAUAACAAUGUUGGAUACGAUCAACUUCUUGAUUGAAUUCCAGGCACAGACAAGGACAUACAGUAGGAGACAAUCAAUAUGGUUUAAGAAGUGCAAGGCUACACGAUGGCUGGAAAUGAGUCCACUUCCACAAGAGUUCUCACAAUUCACUCAAGGAACAACCUUACCCAAGAGAUCAACUCUAGACGUUAUGUUGGAACAGUUCUACAUGGAUGAGAACACUUUCGCCAAUGCAAGGAAUGUGGAGGCAGAGGAAAUGUUGAAGCAUAUGACGAGGGAUCAGAAGAAGAUGUGCAAGGAGACAUUGCACAAGUUCCAAUUGUUCACAUCAGAGAAUUCAUUCUUGCCUCUGCGCAAGGUGAUCAUGGCAGGUCGAUCAUUGCUGCACAAGAAUCGACCAGAGCUGUUUGGCCCAGAGUUGAACCCGCAUCUCAUCUCUGAACAGAAGAGGAAGCAACAAGAGCUGUUGCAUUCCCAACUGUCUGGUGGUGCCGAUGACAGCGGGGAGCAUAUCCGUCAAUGA
This is a messenger RNA of Acytostelium subglobosum LB1, 1524 nucleotides long. RefSeq lists its product as hypothetical. Gene Ontology annotation, biological process: tRNA modification. NCBI's taxonomy places the organism in Eukaryota, Evosea, Eumycetozoa, Acytosteliales, Acytosteliaceae. The record is from RefSeq and is a predicted model, not a curated record. Gene Ontology annotation, molecular function: tRNA dimethylallyltransferase activity. The transcript is spliced from 6 exons. The coding region runs from base 1 to 1524 and encodes 507 amino acids.